Melanotaenia boesemani (Boeseman's rainbowfish) is the source of this 10604-nucleotide messenger RNA. It is a transcript of the gene tln2a, whose product is annotated as talin 2a. The record is from RefSeq and is a predicted model, not a curated record. NCBI's taxonomy places the organism in Eukaryota, Metazoa, Chordata, Actinopteri, Atheriniformes, Melanotaeniidae. Gene Ontology annotation, cellular component: ruffle; cytoskeleton; focal adhesion. The transcript is spliced from 60 exons. Gene Ontology annotation, biological process: cell-cell adhesion. Gene Ontology annotation, molecular function: structural constituent of cytoskeleton; integrin binding; actin filament binding. Bases 378 to 8012 code for a protein of 2544 amino acids.
CGCACGCACACACACCGUGCCGCGGCUCUUGCUCACACACACACACAAACACACACUGCCCGGCCACUUGGUAAUUUCCCUCACCGUGCAGGAUAUUUUAGUGCUGAAAAGCGGGACUGGCUGUCGGCUGAUGUGCAUCUUUCCGGGGCUGACUCGUUUGAAAUGCCCCAGUAGAGGAUACGAAGACGCGGUGAUGCUAGUCUAAAACGAGGGAACUUGUGGAAUAUUUGAUUGUCGACUUCUUCACCGGCAUCGCUUUGGCUCUCGGCUGCUGCUGCGGGGGGUUUGCUUUGCUGUGAAGCUCAGCAGACAUCCAAGGGUGUAUUUUCCUCAACAAUCAGGUGUAGCUGGAGCCCCUGCCCACACCGCUUAGCAAGAUGGUGGUGUUAUCUCUAAAAAUCUGCGUGCGCCAGUGCAACGUUGUGAAGACGAUGCAGUUUGAACCCUCCACAGCUGUCUAUGAUGCCUGCAGGAUCAUCAGAGAGAGGGUCCCAGAGGCCCAAACUGGACAGGCUUCAGACUAUGGUCUGUUUUUGUCUGAUGAAGACCCCAGAAAAGGCAUCUGGUUGGAGUCUGGAAGGACACUGGAUUACUACAUGCUACGUAAUGGGGAUAUUCUGGAGUACAAGAAGAAGCAAAGACCACAGAAAAUCAAAAUGUUGGAUGGGGCCAUUAAAACAAUCAUGGUGGAUGACUCCAAAACUGUGGGCGAGCUUCUUGUGACCAUAUGUAGUAGAAUAGGCAUCACAAAUUAUGAGGAGUACUCUCUGAUCCAGGAGACGGUGGAGGAAAAGAAGGAGGAUGGGAUGGGAACUCUGAAGAAAGACAGGACACUGCUGCGUGAUGAGAGGAAAAUGGAAAAACUGAAGGCCAAACUUCACACAGAUGAUGAUUUGAAUUGGCUGGACCACAGCAGGACGUUCAGAGAGCAGGGGGUGGACGAGAACGAGACCCUCCUGCUUAGACGCAAGUUCUUCUACUCAGACCAGAAUGUAGACUCCCGAGACCCAGUCCAGCUCAAUCUACUUUACGUUCAGGCUCGAGAUGAUAUCCUAAAUGGUUCCCACCCGGUGUCAUUUGACAAGGCCUGUGAGUUUGGUGGCAUUCAGGCUCAGAUCCAGUUUGGACCUCACAUAGAGCACAAACACAAGCCUGGAUUCUUAGAUUUAAAGGAGUUUCUACCCAAAGAAUACAUAAAACAGAGAGGAGCUGAGAAGAAAAUCUUCCAGGAACACAAAAAUUGUGGAGAAAUGACAGAAAUUGAAGCUAAAGUAAAAUAUGUCAAACUGGCACGGUCUCUGCGGACAUAUGGCGUCUCCUUCUUCCUGGUCAAGGAAAAAAUGAAGAGCAAGAACAAGCUGGUGCCACGGCUCUUGGGCAUCACCAAAGAGUCUGUGAUGAGAGUGGAUGAGAAGACCAAAGAUGUAGUUCAGGAGUGGCCACUCACAACUGUAAAGAGGUGGGCAGCAUCCCCCAAGAGCUUCACCCUGGACUUUGGGGAGUACCAGGAGAGCUACUACUCUGUACAGACCACUGAGGGGGAACAGAUCUCUCAGCUCAUUGCAGGUUACAUCGACAUCAUCCUCAAAAAGAAGCAAAGCAAGGACCGUUUUGGAUUAGAAGGUGACGAGGAGUCAACCAUGCUCGAAGAAUCUGUAUCACCAAAAAAGUCCACCAUCCUCCAGCAGCAGUUUAACCGAGUGGGUCGGGUGGAGCACGGCUCUGUUGCACUGCCAGGGGUGAUUCGCUCCGGCUCCAUCGGCACUGAGUCGCUUAGCAUGGGUACCAUGCCUUCCCCUCAACAGCAGAUCACAAUGGGUCAGAUGCACCGUGGACACAUGCCACCACUGAGUUCAGCUCAGCAGGCUCUGAUGGGAACCAUCAACACAAGUAUGCAAGCUGUACAGAAGGCCCAGAUAGAUCUGGGAGAGGUUGACAACCUCCCACCACUGGGACAGGACAUGGCAUCCAAGGUGUGGAUCCAGAACAAGAUGGAUGAGUCAAAACAUGAGAUUCACUCCCAGGUGGACGCCAUCACUGCAGGAACCGCUUCUGUUGUGAACCUCACUGCUGGUGAUCCAACUGACACAGAUUACACAGCCGUAGGCUGCGCCAUCACCACCAUCUCCUCCAAUCUGACUGAAAUGUCAAAGGGUGUGAAGUUGUUGGCCGCACUGAUGGAGGACGAUGUGGGAGGAGGUAACGACCUGAUGAAGGCUGCCAGGACACUUGCAGGAGCUGUGUCUGACCUGCUGAAGGCUGUGGAGCCAGCUUCUGGAGAGCCUAGACAAACUGUGCUGACAGCAGCAGGCAGCAUCGGUCAGGCCAGUGGAGACCUCCUGCGCCAGAUUGGAGAAAAUGAGACAGACGAGAGGUUCCAGGAUGUCCUGAUGAAUCUGGCCAAAGCAGUGGCCAACGCAGCAGCCAUGUUAGUGCUGAAAGCCAAGAACGUAGCCCAAGUUGCAGAGGACACGGUCCUACAGAACCGGGUCAUUGCAGCUGCCACACAGUGCGCCCUGUCCACCUCUCAGCUUGUGGCAUGUGCAAAGGUGGUGAGUCCUACUAUAAGCUCCCCGGUUUGCCAGGAACAGUUAAUUGAAGCAGGAAAACUGGUGGACCGCUCAGUGGAGAGCUGCGUCCAGGCCUGCCUCUCUGCAACAGAAGAUGGCGAGCUCCUCAAACAGGUGAGCACAGCAGCCAGUGUGGUGAGUCAGGCUCUGGGUGAUCUCCUGCAACAUGUUCGUCAGUACACCUCAAGAGGAGAGCCAAUCGGACGCUACGACCAGGCCACCGACACCAUCAUGACAGUCACUGAGAGCAUCUUUAGCUCAAUGGGAGAUGCAGGAGAGAUGGUUCGCCAGGCUCGGGUUUUGGCUCAGGCUACGUCAGACCUGGUGAACGCCAUGCGAUCUGAUGCUGAAGCCGAAGUGGACGUGGACAAUUCAAAGAAGUUGCUGGCAGCAGCUAAAUUGCUUGCAGACGCCACUGCAAGGAUGGUGGAGGCAGCAAAGGGUGCAGCAGCAUACCCAGAAAAUGAGGACCAGCAGCAGAGACUGAGGGAGGCUGCAGAGGGGCUGCGUGUGGCCACUAAUGCUGCUGCUCAAAACGCCAUCAAGAAGAAAUUAAUCAACAGACUAGAGAAUGCUGCCAAGCAAGCUGCGGCUGCUGCCACGCAGACCAUCGCCGCUGCCCAGAACGCGGCCGCCUCCAACAAGAACACAGCUGCUCACCAGCAGCUGGUGCAGAGCUGUAAGGCAGUGGCAGACCACAUCCCACAGCUCGUCCAGGGCGUACGAGGCAGUCAGGCCAAACCAGAGGACCUCAGUGCACAACUAGCCCUCAUCAUUGCCAGCCAGAACUUUCUACAGCCUGGUAGUAAGAUGGUGACCUCGGCCAAGUCAUCUGUUCCCACGGUGACAGAUCAGCCUGCAGCCAUGCAACUGGGUCAGUGUGCCAAAAACCUGGCCACCUGCCUGGCUGAGCUGAGGACAUCUGCACAGAAGGCUCAUGAAGCUUGUGGCCCCAUGGAGAUCGACUCUGCACUAACUGCCAUCCAGACCCUGAGAAGCGAACUGCAAGAUGCCAAGCUGGCUGCUUCAAAUACCCAACUCAAGCCUCUACCUGGAGAAUCGUUGGAGAAAUGUGCUCAGGAUCUGGGCAGCACCUCAAAAUCUGUGGGAUCCUCCAUGGCUCAGCUGCUCACCUGUGCUGCUCAAGGAAAUGAACAUUAUACUGGAAUAGCAGCCAGAGAGACAGCGCAGGCCCUGAAAACACUCGCCCAGGCAGCUCGUGGUGUCGCUGCUUCCACCACAGACCCCAAGGCUGCUGCAGCCAUGCUGGACUCUGCUCGUGAUGUCAUGGAGGGGUCAGCACUUCUAAUUCAUGAGGCCAAGCAGGCACUGGUUUCCCCUGGAGAUGCUGAGAGCCAGCAGAGGCUUGCACAAGUGGCCAAAGCAGUCUCUCAUUCCCUGAAUAACUGUGUCAACUGUCUGCCUGGCCAGAAGGAUGUGGAUAUGGCACUGAAAAGCAUUGGUGAAGCCAGCAAGAAGCUGCUGAUUGAAACUGUCCCUCCAACCUCAAAGUCCUUUCAGGAAGCCCAGAAUGAGCUGAACCAAACUGCAGCAGAUCUGAACCAGUCCGCAGGUGAGGUGGUGCAUGCCUCAAGAGGCUCCAGCAGCCAGCUGGCUGUGGCCUCUGGAAAGUUCAGCCAAGACUUUGAUGAGUUCCUGGAUGCUGGCAUAGAGAUGGCUGGGCACACGCAGAAAAAGGAUGACCAGGUGCAGGUGAUUGGUAACCUGAAGAACAUCUCCAUGGCUUCCAGCAAACUGCUGCUGGCUGCUAAAAGUCUGUCUGUGGACCCAGCAGCAGCGAACGCCAAGAACCUGCUAGCUGCUGCUGCGAGAGCUGUAACUGACAGCAUCAACCAGCUGAUCACGUUGUGUACGCAGCAGGCACCCGGUCAGAAGGAGUGUGACAAUGCUCUGAGGGAAUUAGAGGCUGUAAGAGGAAUGCUAGAUAACCCAAGUGAGCCAGUCAGUGACCUCUCUUACUUUGACUGUAUUGAGAGUGUGAUGGAGAACUCAAAGGUCCUGGGAGAGUCCAUGGCUGGUAUUUCUCAGAACUGCAAGACUGGAGAUGUGCCUGCUUUUGGAAACUGUGUGGGUUCAGCCUCCAGAGCCCUGUGUGGCCUUACUGAAGCUGCAGGACAGGCCUCCUACCUGGUGGGUGUGUCUGACCCCAACAGUCAGGCAGGACAUCAGGGGUUGGUGGAUCCCAUCCAAUUUGCCAAAGCCAACCAGGCAAUCCAGAUGGCCUGUCAAAAUCUGGUCGACCCAGAAAGCAGCCCCUCCCAGGUGCUCUCAGCAGCCACCAUCGUUGCUAAGCACACCUCGGCAUUGUGCAACGCCUGUCGUCUGGCUUCCUCCAAGACAACUAACCCAGUUGCUAAGAGGCACUUUGUUCAGUCUGCUAAGGAAGUGGCUAACAGCACUGCCAACUUGGUCAAAACCAUUAAGGCUUUGGAUGGUGAUUUUUCAGAGGAGAACAGGAACAAGUGUCGAAUUGCCACAACUCCUCUCAUUGAAGCUGUGGAAAACCUGACAACAUUUGCUUCCAACCCGGAGUUCGCCAGUGUCCCAGCUCAAAUCAGCAAUGAGGGCUCUGUAGCACAGGAGCCCAUCCUCCAGUCAGCACGUUCCAUGCUGGACAGCUCAACCCACCUGCUCAAGACUGCACGCUCAUUGGUUAUCAACCCAAAAGACCCGCCCACAUGGUCUGUUCUGGCUGGUCACUCUCGUACCGUCUCCGACUCCAUCAAGAGUCUCAUCACAGCCAUACGGGACAAGGCUCCUGGCCAACGGGAGUGCGACUCGUCAAUCGAUAAAAUUAACAAAUGUAUCCGGGACAUUGAGCAGGCCUCUCUGGCAGCCGUCAGCCAGAACUUACCCAGCAGAGACGAAAUUUCACUGGAGGCUCUACAAGAGCAGCUGACCUCCACCGUGCAAGAAAUUGGCCACUUAAUCGACCCUGUUUCCACUGCUGCCAGGGGCGAAGCUUCCCAAUUAGGACACAAGGUGACCCAACUGGCUGGUUACUUUGAACCACUGGUCAAGGCCUCUGUGGGUGUGGCCUCCAAGCUGAGUGACCACCAGCAGCAGAUGACUUUCCUGGACCAAACUAAGACUCUGGCUGAGUCUGCCCUGCAGAUGCUCUAUGCUGCCAAAGAGGGUGGAGGAAACCCAAAGGCCUCCCAUACCCACGAUGCCAUAGCAGAGGCUGCUCAGCUAAUGAAGGAGGCUGUCGAUGACAUGAUGGUGACGCUGAAUGAAGCUGCCAGUGAAGUGGGAAUGGUGGGAGGAAUGGUGGAGUCCAUUGCAGAGGCAAUGGCCAAGCUGGAUGAGGGAACGCCACCUGAACCUGAGGGCUCAUUUGUGGAUUACCAGACCAGUAUGGUAAAAUAUUCAAAGGCUAUUGCUGUCACUGCUCAGGAAAUGAUGACCAAAUCAGUGACCAGUCCAGAUGAGUUGGGAGCCCUGGCCUCUCAAGUGACCGUAGACUACAGCCAGCUGGCUGUUCAGGGACGACUAGCUGCUCACACAGCUGAGCCAGAAGAGAUCGGCUUCCAGAUCAAGACCCGAGUGCAGGAGCUUGGUCAUGGCUGUAUCUUCUUGGUCCAGAAGGCUGGAGCUCUGCAGAUCACUCCCUCUGACAGCAUCACCAAGCGAGAACUCAUUGAAUGUGCCCGUGCAGUCACAGAGAAGGUGUCCUUGGUGCUUUCGGCCCUCCAGGCAGGCAACAAGGGCACUCAGGCCUGCAUCACAGCAGCCAGUGCAGUGUCCGGCAUUAUCGCCGAUCUGGACACCACCAUUAUGUUUGCCUCUGCCGGCACACUCAAUGCAGAGAACGAUGAGUCCUUCGCUGACCACAGGGAAAACAUUCUGAAGACAGCCAAAGCUCUGGUCGAGGACACAAAGAUGCUGGUGUCUGGUGCAGCCUCCGGUCAGGACAAGUUAGCUCAGGCAGCCCAGUCCUCUGCCAAAACCAUUACUCAGCUCACAGAUGUGGUCAAACUUGGAGCUGCCAGCAUCGGAUCAGAUGACCCAGAGACACAGGUGGUCCUGAUAAAUGCUGUCAAAGAUGUGGCCAAGGCGCUGGCUGAGCUCAUUAGUGCCACCAAGUGUGCAGCUGGCAAGGCAGCAGAUGAUCCAUCUAUGUACCAACUAAAGAGUGCUGCCAAGGUGAUGGUGACUAAUGUGACGUCCCUGCUAAAGACGGUCAAGGCUGUGGAAGAUGAGGCUACUCGAGGCACCAGAGCGCUGGAGGCCACAAUCGAGUGUAUCAAACAGGAAAUGGCGCUCUUUCAAUCCAAGGAUGCUCCAAACAAGACAACCACACCUGAGGAGUUUAUUCGCAUGACUAAGGGAAUCACUAUGGCAACUGCUAAAGCAGUGGCUGCAGGAAAUUCGGCCCGGCAAGAGGACAUCAUCCAUACUGCCAACCUGAGCCGUAAAGCCAUUUCUGACAUGCUGUCCACCUGCAAGCAAGCAGCCUACCAUCCAGAGGUCAGUGAGGAGGUGAAGAACAGAGCGCUGAUGUUUGGAGCAGAGUGCACAACUGGAUACAUUGAUCUGCUGGAACAAGUGCUGAUGGUCCUGCAGAGGCCCACUGCAGAGCAGAAGCAGCAGCUGGCAAUUUGCUCUAAACGUGUGGCGGGGGCUGUGACGGAGCUCAUCCAGACUGCUGAGGCCAUGAAAGAUGGAGGCUCGGAGUGGGUAGACCCUGAAGAUCCGACGGUGAUUGCAGAAACUGAACUGCUCGGAGCAGCAGCAUCCAUUGAAGCAGCAGCGAAAAAGCUGGAGCAACUCAAACCUCGAGCAAAGCCAAAGCUGGCAGAUGAGACGCUGAACUUUGAGGAGCAGAUCCUGGAGGCUGCCAAGUCCAUUGCUGCUGCCACCAGCGCCUUGGUCAAAUCAGCUUCAGCAGCUCAGAGGGAGCUAGUAGCUCAGGGGAAAGUGGGCUCCAUCCCUGCCAAUGCUGUGGAUGAUGGACAGUGGUCUCAAGGGCUCAUCUCUGCUGCACGUAUGGUAGCAGCAGCGACUAGCAACCUGUGCGAAGCAGCCAACGCCUCAGUUCAAGGCCAUGCCAGCGAAGAGAAGCUCAUCUCUUCAGCUAAACAGGUGGCGGCCUCCACUGCCCAGCUGCUGGUGGCCUGUAAGGUCAAGGCCGACCAGGACUCUGAGGCCAUGAGGAGACUGCAGAUUGCUGGGAAUGCAGUGAAGAAGGCAUCAGACAAUUUGGUGCGAGCCGCUCAGAAGGCAGCUUUUGAUAAAGCAGAUGAAGACAACGUGGUGGUCAAGACAAAGUUUGUGGGUGGAAUAGCGCAGAUCAUUGCCGCUCAGGAGGAGAUGCUAAGGAAGGAGAGGGAGCUGGAAGAAGCCAGAAAGAAACUGGCUCAGAUCAGGCAGCAGCAGUACAAGUUCCUGCCCACCGAACUACGAGGGGACAACAACUAAACAUGCUGCAUUCUCUUUAACCGGUGUAAGGAGCACAUGUGUAUUUGUAAAUUCUGUCCCCUGAAGUCACACCUGGACAGGUAUAUGGCAUACAGCGACUUCUGUGACUGAUUUCUACAAACCAGUAAAGCCCGGUCUGCUUUGAACAAAUGGAAAUGGAAAAAAUCUUCUAAAUCUUUGUCAACUUCUAGAACGUUUAUAAUACUACUGUGUGGGACUGACUACCUUCUGAAAACAUAAAGAUUGUGGUGAACUGACAGAAGAACUUCUUCCUGUCGUCAUUUAUAGUGCAAAUACUUAAACCAAUGUAAACCAGAAUGUGACAUGGCAAGGACAAACAGCACCGCUCAUGCUCGACUUUGCCUGCAAGCUAGACUUGUUUUCUUUUAAUAGUUUGCAGUUCUUGUGUAAAAACUUAAAAAUGAAGAAGUGAUUGUACUGCUGUUCAUGCUGUGUAACUGCAGCAUCAAUCUGAAAGCAAAAACUUUUCAGCUCGGUACUCUGUGUGAAUGUUGGCCUUUCUGCUCCAGUUUGCACCUUAAUGUCUCUGUGAAUCAUGUGUGGCAUGUCUUGGCUUUAUGUCAGUGGUCAUUAACCCUAAUAUGAAGGAAUAUUGGUGUUUCUUGGACCAUAGUGCACAUUUCAAUAAUAGACAGUUAUGGGAAAUUUUAUUUAAUAUAAACAUUUAAUUUUUUUUUUUUCAUGCUGAUAUUUGUCAGAUUUACAUGCAAAACUUUUAAGCUGCAACAAAUCCUGUCUGUUGGAACCUCUGUAUAGAUCUCAUCAUGUGCAACCACUGAGUUACCAACUACAUACCAUGUGAAUGCUUCUAUACGUAGGACGACAUGUUACCAUAGAAAGAAUAUUUAUUACUCCUGAGUAUUUUUAGCAGGGAGGGGUCUUUUUCAGGGUCAGAAAUGGUCUCGCUUCACCGCUCCCACUAGCAGAGGCAAGUGUGGCUUCCUGGCUGGGUGUCAGCUGGGUUCCCAAAACUGCAAACAAUUUUUUGUAAUUAUUUAAUUUUCUGUUGUUUCAGGCAUUGAGACUUAUAUAAACAGGUUUUUCAUUGUGACGCAAUAAGACAGAUGGAACUGUAGGGGGCAGCGUUGGUUUCCUUUUCACCAUGCAACCAUAAAGUAAUUAAGGAUAAAAUUGUUGUAACUGAAGGAUUAUCUUUCGGGGUACAGUGGACAGUUUGUGUGGCCUGGCAGAUCAAUUGGGUUUCUUGAAUGCACAGUUAGAAUAAAUAGAUAAAUAGGAAAAAAGAAAAUGUCAUGCAGUGUCACUUCUAUGCAUGUGGUCUUAAGUCUCAUUAGUUUUACUUUGGUCUGUAUGUUGUUUAUCUCUCCCUUUAGAGAGUUACUGCUAUAGUGCCACUGCCAGUGAAGAAUUAGUUUCAGUUCCACUGCAAUCAUUUAAAUCCAGGAGGCAGUAAAAUCACAAUCUAAAGAAUAACAUGGCAAUAAGCUUAUUCCAACAAUUUUCUGACAGCUGAGUAUAUUUCAAAGUGAAGUUUAUCUUUUCUUGGGUGCUCUUUGUGACUUGACUGAAUAUGCUACUUGCUGCAAUAGAAGAACCUUUUUGUUCCCCAGAUUUUAUGUGUGUUGUUCCCUUGUCCUACUAUAUGGGCUCUUUUUCAAUAUUAAACUACAGUAUAUUAUAAGAUUAGGUUCUGCUAUAAAAAUGCAUGGUUUUGUGCUUCAGGUGCAGAGUAAUUCAAACCUUCACUUAACAGUACACCACAACAUUUAGCUAAGACUUUAGGUUUUCUUUCUUCUAAAGUUACAUCUGGACUCUGAGAUGUGAGGCGAGUGUUAAAAAGAGGGACUUACAUGAAGAACGUCCAUUUCUUCUCAGUUAAGUCUGUAGUGUUAUUAGUUUUCUUACAUUAUUAGUGCCUUAGUCCGUAGUCCAUACAGCAUCUGCUCUGCUUCAGUGACGACUUCAUGUCAUCAGUCAAUAGGAGGUACUGAACAAGUUUUAUUUGGACAUGUAGGUUCGUGUCUGUGAAGGUUUUUAACAUUUGUUGUCCCACUUAUUAACAAGCUGUUCCUCUACAUGCUGAAACAACUGCACCCCCUUUAUCUCUCCUCUCUGUCACAUGUGAGGCCUUUUUGGAAUGACAGAUGAACUGUCUACCAGUCAAAAAAUGUGUUGCAGUUUAAAUUGUACUCUCAGUAUGUAUACUGUAUAUGUAUAUUACAUAUAUACACAUUUUUGUACUGCAUUCCAUGGGCAUGUACCACAGUACUUCUAAACUACAGACUGGAGAUGUGAGUCUGUCAACUGCUUUAUUGUAUGUUAUAAAGUCAGAAUUUUUAUGGACCGGCUUUUUUCUUGUGCUUUUAAGAUAAUAUGAAAGCUACAUGUGGCAGGAACGUUUCAAUAUAUGUCACCAUAAUAAUGUUGUGAAGCAUUUUCGAUUCUGUGGAGUAAUCGAAGUGUUAUAUAUGUUCCCUUCUCCCUCACCAGAAAUUAAAUUAGGAUGUUGCUACACUAAAGAUGAGUAAGAAUUUACAAUAUUAAAGAUAUUUAUCUGGCCUUGAUAAAACUAUUUUUUGUAUUCACUGAAAAUAAAGCAUUUCAAUGUAA